Messenger RNA from Aplosporella prunicola CBS 121167, 978 nucleotides. RefSeq lists its product as uncharacterized. The transcript is spliced from 4 exons. Gene Ontology annotation, cellular component: cytoplasm; intracellular anatomical structure. The record is from RefSeq and is a predicted model, not a curated record. Gene Ontology annotation, biological process: carbohydrate metabolic process; pentose-phosphate shunt, non-oxidative branch; pentose-phosphate shunt. Gene Ontology annotation, molecular function: transaldolase activity. Lineage: Eukaryota; Fungi; Ascomycota; Dothideomycetes; Botryosphaeriales; Aplosporellaceae. Bases 1 to 978 code for a protein of 325 amino acids.
AUGCCUUCCUCCCUCGAGCAGCUCAAGUCCUCCGGCACCACCGUCGUCUGCGACUCUGGUGACUUCGCCACCAUCUCCAAGUACACCCCCCAGGAUGCCACCACCAACCCCUCCCUGAUCCUGGCCGCCUCCAAGAAGGCCGAGUACGCCAAGCUCAUCGACGCUGCCGCCCAGUACGGCAAGUCCAAGGGCGGCUCCAUCGACGAGCAGAUCGAGGCCACCCUCGACAACCUCCUCGUCCAGUUCGGCAAGGAGAUCCUCAAGCUCAUCCCCGGCAAGGUCUCCACCGAGGUUGAUGCCCGCCUCUCCUUCGACACCAAGGCCUCGGUCAGCAAGGCUCUUGAGAUCAUCAAGCUCUACGAGCAGGAGGGUAUCUCCAAGGACCGUGUCCUGAUCAAGAUCGCCUCCACCUGGGAGGGUAUCAAGGCCGCCGAGAUCCUGCAGAGGGACCACGGCAUCAACUGCAACCUGACCCUCAUGUUCUCUCUGGAGCAGGCCAUUGCUGCUGCCGAGGCUGACGCCUAUCUCAUCUCUCCCUUCGUCGGCCGUAUCCUUGACUGGUACAAGGCCGCCAACAAGAAGGAGUACUCCGCCAGCGAGGACCCCGGUGUCAAGUCCGUCCAGCACAUCUUCAACUACUACAAGAAGUUCGGCUACAAGACCAUCGUCAUGGGUGCUUCCUUCCGUAACAUUGGCGAGAUCACCGAGCUUGCUGGCUGCGACUACCUCACCAUUGCUCCCAACCUCCUUGAGCAGCUCUACAACUCCCAGGACGCUGUCCCCAAGAAGCUGGCUUCCGAGGACACCGCCAAGCUCGACAUUGAGAAGAAGAGCUACAUCAACGACGAGGCCCUCUUCCGCUUCGACUUCAACGAGCAGCAGAUGGCUGUUGAGAAGCUCCGUGAGGGUAUCUCCAAGUUCGCCGCUGACGCGGUCACCCUCAAGGACAUCCUCCGCGAGAGGCUCCAGAAGGCUUAA